AUGGUCGCUCAAGAGGAAGUCACCACUCACAAAAAGACGCGUAUCAUAUCUGUCGUUGCUGCAACAACAAUUGCGCUGGCUUGCGGGACGAAUGUAUGUCACUCCGAUCAAGAAGACGAGAAUAAGCUCAUAUUUGAUACAUACGAUAAGGGCCCGGGAGGCAUGAGCGUAGGAUUGAUAUCAUUCUGCUCGUUCUUGAGCGGCGUGGGCAGCUGUUCGGCAUUCCAGGCCUCGCUGAAGACGGCAACUCUCAACUGGCCGACACAUCGUGGAACAGCGACAGCAUGUCCAUUGGCCGCCUUCGGACUCAGCGCUUUCUUCUACACCGUCAUCGCAGGAUUCGCCUUCCCUGGCGACACCUCUGGACUGCUAAUGUUGCUAUCCCUUGCAACAUCUCUUCUCGUCCUCGUUUCGAUACCCUUCUUGAUCGUCGUGGACCACCAGAAAGGCGCCGACUACGCCGCCUUACCCACCAGUGAGAAUGGCCGGCGAAACUCAAAUCUGCUCCACCGGGCAAAGUCGCAUGGUACUCGGUACAAGGCAUCUGCGGUACCACAACCUGAAAACAAUGAAGACGAUCCAAGCGGUCCCUCCACUGAAGAAUCAUCCCUACUAUCAGUCCCUGGAGACAUCGUCGAUGAAGACGAUGCGGCAAGUAAGAAGUCGUCUCACUCACACUAUAUAGAUGUUACUGGCCUAGCGCUGCUUUACAAGCCGGACUUUUGGCAGCUUUGGGUUCUACUGGGCUUGCUCACUGGUGUUGGGCUGAUGACUAUCAAGUAA
Messenger RNA from Parastagonospora nodorum SN15, 783 nucleotides. RefSeq lists its product as hypothetical. The transcript is spliced from 3 exons. NCBI's taxonomy places the organism in Eukaryota, Fungi, Ascomycota, Dothideomycetes, Pleosporales, Phaeosphaeriaceae. The record is from RefSeq and is a predicted model, not a curated record. Bases 1 to 783 code for a protein of 260 amino acids.